UGAAAACUAACUUGUACUCAUCUAACAAAACGGUUUCGUGGUGUAGUUGGUUAUCACGUCAGUCUAACACACUGAAGGUCUCCGGUUCGAACCCGGGCGAAGCCAUAUACAUUUUUAUGUUUUUCUAUGAUUUUGUUUGGGUUAAAAUACUGAAUAAAUAAAUUAUCUCUCUCCGUAAAGUAAAUACCCAUUUCCUUAUUCUUAAUUUUGUGCAUCUUCUGAUUCUAUAAUUAUACUCAACCAAAUCUCUCUCUCUUCUCUCUCCAAACUCUAAAAUGGCUCACCAGGAAGAAGGAUGGCCGUUGGGUCUGAGACCAGUAAAUGCAAGAAUUGGAGGACUCACAAGAGAACCUCAUCAUGAACAAGUUUCUGCUGGUUCCAUCUCCUUCAGCUCUCUUCACUCUCCUUCUCCCUCCUCUCCCUCUUCCUCCGAUCUUGAUUCCCAGUCGAUGGGAUCAUUUUUUCGAGAUAGGGGCUACACACUAGGAAACCUAAUGGGGAUAUCAAGCUUUCUAGAACUUUCAAGAAGAUCAAAUCGAACAAGGAUUGAUCAAACAGCUUCUAGGAAUCAUCAACAUCAGAAGAAUCUCAAAUCUUACAAGCCAUGGAUUUUCUCUAUAUGUUCCAAACUAAGCACACAUUCUACUAUCAUUCCCCAUAACAAAAUUACUAUAAACGAGUAUAACCGUCGUAACAAUGUGCAAUCUCUCGGACAUUUCCUCAUGGUGGAGAGACGAGCCAUCGGAUCAACCUCACGGUCCACACCAACCAUGUGAAUGUCCCAGAAUUAAUAGCGAAGCAAGCUGGCUCAUGUGAAAUUCUUGUUUGAAACACUUAUGAUAUUUUGAAAUUUGUUUUUUUAUAGUCUAAUGAACAUAACAAAUUCCGAUUGUAUUUUGUAUUUGUUUGUUUCAAAUGAUUUUGUAUUUGAGAGCUUGAAAUAAUUUUUCAUUGCA
Messenger RNA from Brassica napus (rape), 956 nucleotides. RefSeq lists its product as uncharacterized. Bases 276 to 776 code for a protein of 166 amino acids. NCBI's taxonomy places the organism in Eukaryota, Viridiplantae, Streptophyta, Magnoliopsida, Brassicales, Brassicaceae. The record is from RefSeq and is a predicted model, not a curated record. The transcript is spliced from 3 exons.